CAACUGCGCCGCUACGAUUCGAAUAAAAAAGAAAACGGGUCAGAUUUCCUAUGAUUAAAAUGUUAUAGUUUAUGGAAUAGCGAUCAGUCGGGCAGCCACCUGAUCCAGGAUGUGUGCAUUUCUGGUGGUUAAUGAUAUACGGUCAGGCUGUUAGAACGGUUGUUAGGUGUUUUGCGUUUGAGCUUGUGUGGUUCUGUGGUUCUGCCUUUUUUUUUUUUUUUUUUUUUUUUUGUUUCUGUGUUUUGAUUGAUACAAUCGCGUCUGUCCGGCCAGCCUUGUUUCUUUUCUUUUCUUUCGUUUUGGUCUUCAUGUGUUUAUGUGUUAUGUGUUAUGUUAAAAGGCAACGGCCGGGCAGAAGUGCGCAUGUCUAUUUGAUUUAUUCGGGUUCUUUUAUUGAUGUUCCAUGGAUGCCUUAUCUAUGUUUAUGAAUGCAUUAAUCAGUUACUUCCUUUUGGAUCGUAGUUACGCUGGUUGACGGGAGAAUGACCUAACCGGAGUAGGGUUCCGUAGUGUCCUCUACUUAUUCUUUCUUUCUUCGAGUAACAAUAAACUUCACAAUACUUAGAAAUCUACUACGGUCAACGAUACAAC
This is a messenger RNA of Aspergillus ruber CBS 135680, 591 nucleotides long. RefSeq lists its product as uncharacterized. Lineage: Eukaryota; Fungi; Ascomycota; Eurotiomycetes; Eurotiales; Aspergillaceae. The transcript has a single exon. The coding region runs from base 132 to 428 and encodes 98 amino acids. The record is from RefSeq and is a predicted model, not a curated record.